CCACCACCGACCGACAAUCAAACCUGUCGCCCAACCGACCCAGCAUCGCCGAGCGCCGCCACGAGGCCUGCGAUCACCGAGACGCCAUUCGAGUCGACUCGUUUUCGACUUUGCUUUUCGAUUUUUUCCCCCCCGGGCUAUCUGUCGACCGCCAUCUGGAUUGAUCGAGUUGGAAACUGCAGUUGGGGGAGUUGCACGCGGGCGGAGAGCGCAAGCUUCUGCGACAGUCGCCGGUUUACGCUUGCGACUCGACACGGCGAAAACACUCUUCCCCCUUCGACGAGCGCCCGCUUUCUGACUCCCUCUUGACACCGCUGUCUCGUCAUCAUCGGGCUUCGUCGGCCGAUUAGAAGGAUCGCGUCACAUCCGCUUCAGCGUCGGAGCGUGACACCAUCACCCACCUGCUGUUAGGGAGCGGUGAAAUCUCGUUGUUGUUUGUCAGGAAAGAACCGACGCAGGCAUCCCUUUGUUGUCACCGGACCGCCACUUUUCGGCAGCGGACAAGACAGACAAUCGCUUUCGCGCCAAGGAUCCUGGUCGAUUAUUCAUCGCUGUCUGUCGCCUCAACUCAACUUCGUCAACGACUCCACCAAUUUGCCGUCAUUGAAAAAUGAUGUCUUUUCACCCCCAGACCCCGCAAAGCCCCUCGCAUUUCUCGCCCAGUUCGAGUGAUCAAUCCACAAGCAUGUCAGGUUCCAUAGUUUCCACCACGACGACCUUGCCGACCCCAGCCCACAGCGUGAACGGAAGCUCCCUCGCCAACGACAUGUCGUUCACAGACAUUGUCAUGGGAGAAAACUCCCCCCAGAAGCGCAAGCGUACAUCCGACGAUGUAGGCGAUCGAGAGCAGAAGAAAGUCCACAUCGAGGACCGCAAACUUGGUAUUGACGACCUCCAUUUGGACGUUGGUGAAAAAUACCUCCUUUGCAGAUCUCGUAAGGCUCCCUUCACCUGCACCCAAAAGAAGCAGCAGCAGCAGCAGCAGCGGCGGCGGCGGCGGCAGUGGCAUAUGCGAGAGAAGCGAUCCCGCUCGUUGUGGCUCAUGUUGCCGCAGCGACGGGCAUUAUCUCUCGGUCUGCUUUCCUGUUCUCCUCACCCCGUGCCAGUUGCUGGGUGACCGAUCUUCGGUAUUGUUGUUGCACAUUGAAAAGAGUCUUCGUUAACAUUGACAAUCACAGAGCAUCAACCGCCUCGUCCUCAUCUGUCUGAAGACCUUUUCGAGAUGUAUGGUUUGGCGGAUCUUGCUGCUGAGUAUGCGCGCAUCAAAGACGGCCAGAAGAAUGCGCUCCGCAAGACGUACAAGGGCCACAUCAAGAAGCUGGGAGUGCAAGGUCAUUUUGACUCGGUGAAGACGGAUGAAAAGGACCCUGAGAGGUUAGAGUACCUCAUGGGCUGUCCCCAGGAGGAGUGGAAUGCGCACUUUGUUAGAGGCAAGGAGAUCACCCGGGGAUUAUCGUCAGACAUGAAGAGCAAGAUCUCGAGGGCUGUUACUAUGAGCAGGGGGGCCGUCCCUUCUACGCUUUGGAACAACUCGGUUCUCGGGGAUAUCGCAGCGAGCUCGAUGAAGGCUCAUCUCAAUCAGCCGCCAUCGGCAAGACCCACGGCGCCCAACACCCCUUUGGCUUACGGGGGCCCAGCUAUGCAGCGCGUGAAGCCGCAGACGCCCGGUUUCCAGGACAACCGGCCCAGACGCAACAUCAAGAAGCGAGGCUACGGUGAUUCCAGCUUUGAGGGCUACGGCGAAGGAUUCGAGGACGAUGGCGGGCUGGAAACGGGCUACUCCACCGGCGAGGGUGACAUGGCCUCUGGCCUCAAGCGUCGCAAAAAGGCUCAGCCCGGUACUCAGUCGUAUGCGCAAGCCCGGCAGCAGUCGAGCUAUGGCCAUCAUGGCGUGUCUGGGAUAUGACGCCCUUCGCACGGCAGGAAGAGGAACGAGUACGCCACGCCGCCACCCUUGCGACAGAUACCAACUGUUUUACCGUCGAGAGCCUGCGAGACGUUUACGGAAAGCCACGAGCAAAAUGCCGCAGUGCAUUGCGAAUGGCUUAAACGACCCGCCUGAUCAGUGUUCAGGGUGAUACCUGGGUGACCGGAUGUUAGUGGGACAAAACCGGUACGGAAGACAGGUCAGAUUUUUUUGAGGCUCACACCUAUGGCGAAAGUCUGGGAUAAAGUGGCAUAACGGGCGGUACUCGGGAGGUUGGCUCGGGGAAGUGGUGCGAGUCAUCCUCAUUGGCACACACACACACACAACAGUUACUGGCGGUGUUAAACCUACCAAAGGAUCUGUUGUCUGUUGCUUCGUCUGCGGAAGAAGGGACGUCUGCGGCUGUUUGCUUUUUUUUUUUUUUUUUUUUUUUUCU
Messenger RNA from Neurospora crassa OR74A, 2363 nucleotides. RefSeq lists its product as hypothetical. The record is from RefSeq and is a predicted model, not a curated record. The transcript is spliced from 2 exons. Lineage: Eukaryota; Fungi; Ascomycota; Sordariomycetes; Sordariales; Sordariaceae. Bases 1223 to 1906 code for a protein of 227 amino acids. Gene Ontology annotation, cellular component: mediator complex. Gene Ontology annotation, molecular function: transcription coregulator activity. Gene Ontology annotation, biological process: regulation of transcription by RNA polymerase II.